Arabidopsis lyrata subsp. lyrata is the source of this 3638-nucleotide messenger RNA. Its product is annotated as serine/threonine-protein kinase-like protein CCR2. Bases 1201 to 3525 code for a protein of 774 amino acids. Gene Ontology annotation, molecular function: protein kinase activity; ATP binding. The record is from RefSeq and is a predicted model, not a curated record. Lineage: Eukaryota; Viridiplantae; Streptophyta; Magnoliopsida; Brassicales; Brassicaceae. Gene Ontology annotation, biological process: protein phosphorylation. The transcript has a single exon.
UGGUGUGUUCGUUUCACGGUAAAUUCGAAACUAACUACAUUAUUAUUCACAAAAAUUGUGUUUGAUUUGUUUAUCGUAAAAUGAAUAAACCAUUUUUUCACUGAAAAUGUGGGUAACCGCACUUUAAGCGAGCAACCUAUUUGAGAAAAGUUGACUAGUAUGAUAAUGUGGUUAUUGUAAAUUUAUGAAAGUUGAGCUCAUCCUUUCUUAAAAAAUUUAUUCAACAGGGUAAAAACAGAAAGGAAGAUAGCUAAUUAGCCACCUUUGAAUUGAUAAUGAUUAAUUAUGGGCUAACUUUUUCAUUAAGACUUCGGCAAUAAUUACUGUUUCAGCUAAACAUUGUCAUCAAAUUAAAUCAUGUAACAUACUAACAUCAUGUGUAAUUUACUCUAGACGAAUCAGUAUCGCUUAUGCUUCGUAUAACUUGAUUGAGAUGAAUCAUAUAACAUCAAAGAUUUGAUUUAGUUUUUGGUCCCUUGGAACUAACUACCUUAUAAACAAUUGAAUCCGAUCCUACAAAAAGUCCAAACAAACGUUAUAGCUAGUAAUAUCGAAUGUUGACAAGAAGUAAAUGCUAAAGAGAAUAUGUUAAUUAUCGGCACUGUUUAAGCUAAUAUCACGUGGAGAAAAGCAUGUGCCUUUUGAACAUAUGAUUAAAUGCAAAGUCAACUAUUAAAUCCUUUUGACCGUACUCUAAUUUGCACGACACCACCUUUGUUUCUUCUUCCUAAUAAUUGCAUUGCUGUGAAAAACAUUUGCCUUAAUUUUCUUAAUAUAGGAAGUUAGGAACUUGUAACUAUCUAACACACAAUUUUAAAAACUCAUUUUUUGUAAUGCGUCGCCAUUUCCAAUAUCAUAACACAGAGCUCUGAUCCUAACAGUCAAAUGUAAAUGUCCGUACAGAAUUUUAUUUAUUUCAUAGUACAAAAACUAAAAUGAUUAAUUUUUUCUUGGUUUGGUAAAUUCCAUCUCCCCUGACCAAUUUUGUAAUCUUGGAUUGUCUCUCUCCAAUGAACCUUCGCGCAGACAUAAACAGCUCACUUCCAUUAUUAUUACAAUUUUUAUUCAUUCUUAAAAAAAAAACAAAACAGGAAGUGCAUUCAUUAACAUGUCUACUCAAUCACCUCUCAGAUCAAUUCUUCUUCUUCCUCAACCUUCUUCAAUCAUCUCUCCAAAACAUUUAUCAACUAAAACCCAAAAAUGCAACCCAAUUCCCACUUCUUCUUCUUCACCAUUUCAUCAUUCAUCGUCACAGUUUCUGGGUAUGGCUCAACAGGCACAAUCGCAGCAGCUUUUGGCGAAAACGGAUUCUUCUGCGCCAUUGACGCAAGUGGGAAGCAAGAAGCCAUCUGUUGGGAUAGAGGAAACACUAACCGAUCUUUAAACCGACCACCCGGUGAAAUCUCCGGUUAUUCUCCUCCAAUGACUUCACUUUCCGGUGGUGAAGGUUUUCUCUGCGCCAUUACGUCGAACACUUCGCGUGCGUUUUGUUGGAACCUUGAAGAUCCUUCUGAGAAUCUCGUUCCUCGAGCUUUUCAGUAUAAUUCUUACUUACAGAUUGCUUCUGGUAGCAAUCAUGUUUGUGCUAUAAGUGGAUUGUACUAUUCAGGUCCUGAUUAUGGUCCUGUUCAUUGUUGGGAGUAUAGUGAUAACACUAAUUUCACUUCUGGUCUUCUUUGGAAUUCUUCUUUUCAUAAUCCUUAUAUAGAUAGUCUCAUGUUUCGUAAGAUUGUUUCUGGAGAUGGGUUUUCUUGUGGUGUUACUAAAGAUGGAGACUUGGUUUGUUGGGGACCAAAAUCAAACCUUUUGAAUUUCUCCAAUAAUGAAGAAUUCGAGGUUUUAGCUUCUGGGAGGAACUCUGUUUGUGGUGUCUCUAAAGAUUCAGGUCAACUUCAAUGCUUUGGAGAUGAAACAGAGUUUGGUUUGUUACCGAACCGGCCUCGGUUUAUCGCGCUUUCAGCUGGUGCUAAUCAUUAUUGUGGUAUCCGUGAGGAUGAUCAUGGGGUUGAGUGUUGGGGAAGAAACUUGAAUUCUUCGUCGUCAGCUUCAGCUCCUAAUACUUCUGGGUUUGUGGCGAUUUCGUCUUCGGAUUCUACAACUUGUGGAGUUAGAGAGCUUGAUUUGGUUCUUGAUUGUUGGAGAGUUCAUGAUUCUUCGAAAGCGGAUUAUAGUCCUCCUUUGGAGUUAUGUAGCCCCGGGAUGUGUUCGCCUCGCGGUAAUUGUGGUGAUGGCUGGUUUGCUUUCAAUGCAAGUAUCUUGAAAGAAUCUGAACUCACUAGCUUGUGCUCGUUUCAUAACCUCAACAUUUGCUUACGCUGUGGAAUCAGUUGCUUGGAAGGCUAUUUUCCUUCCAGCACUUGUAAUCCAAAUGCGGACCGGGUCUGUACUCCUUGUUCACUAUGUCAGAACAGUUCUUGUUACGGUAUCUGCAAGAUUCGGGUUGCGAAAUCGAAAGAGCACGAGCAGAAAGAGCAGAGAGAGGUACGGAGAUUGGUGAUCAUCAUAGGGUGCUCUGUUUUAGGGUUCUUGGUGAUGUUGAUCGGUUUGUCUUUCAUUCCAAAGAUGACACAAGAUAGUAAAAGAGAUGAUGAAGAGAGAAGCAAAAUGACUUGUUGCUUCUGUUUCGAUAAGAAUUCUGUCGAAGCUGAUCCUGAUCCCGUCCCUCAGUCAGUUCUUCUACCAACCGCUGUAUCUCUCGGGGAGACCAAAAUCUUCCGUCUUUCGGAGCUCAAAGAUGCGACUCACGGGUUCAAAGAAUUCAACGAGCUCGGAAGAGGUAGCUUCGGGUUUGUCUACAAAGCUGUUUUGUCUGAUGGGAUACAUGUUGCGGUCAAAAGAGCGAAUGCUGCAACGAUCAUUCACUCUAAUAACCGAGGUUUCGAGUCGGAGCUAGAGAUUCUUUGCAAAAUCAGACACAACAAUAUUGUGAAUUUGUUAGGAUAUUGCUCGGAGAUGGGGGAACGGCUUUUGGUUUAUGAGUACAUGCCGCACGGUACGCUCCAUGAUCAUCUCCAUGGAGAUCUUUCACAACUGGAUUGGAGCAUGAGAUUGAAGAUCAUGUUGCAGGCUGCAAGAGGACUUGAUUACUUACACAACGAAGUAGAUCCUCCAAUAAUUCAUAGAGAUGUGAAAACGUCCAACAUCUUGUUAGACGGUGAAAUGUGCGCAAGAAUAGCGGAUUUCGGAUUGGUAAGCUCGAAUGAAAGGGAUUCAAGCAAUAGUGAUAGAGAAGGUGAUGUGUAUGACUUUGGUAUUGUGCUUCUUGAGAUACUAAGUGGGCGAAAAGCUAUCGAUAGAGAAUCUGAUCCUCCCGGGAUUGCGGAAUGGGCGGUUCCAUUGAUCAGAAAAGGAAAAGCAGCGGCGAUUAUCGAUAGGAACAUUGGUUUGCCAAGAAAUGUAGAGCCUUUGCUUAAAUUGGCUGAAUUAGCUGAGCUUGCUGUGAGGGAAAACCCCAACGAACGACCCAAUAUCAAAAAUAUUCUGAGUUUUCUUGAUCUCAUCGUCAAGUCUGGACUCACCUUUUAGUUGCUGAAGCCUCUCAAAAUGUGAAAUAUAUUCAGCAUUGUUUUUAUUUCUCCUUAUAAAUUGUAUGAUAAAUUGAUUAUCAAAGUAAUAAACCCACAGAUUUGUUUGUCAAA